CCCUUGUCCCGGAAGUUGAGUCUUGUCCACGUUGGCGACGCAUGCGUGUCAUUAUUGUCAAGAUGGCCGGCCAAGACGUAGACGAAUUAUUUGACAUCAGAACAUCCUUGUAUAUUGGCAAUUAUCAGCACUGUAUCAAUGAAGCUCAAAAGCUAAAGUUGUCUAACUCUGAUCUGAAGUCACAGAGAGAUGUGAUCCUUUAUCGUUCCUACAUCGCACAGAGGAAGUAUGGGGUGGUCCUGGAUGCGAUUACCUCAGGAAACUCAUCAGAACUCCAGGCAGUGCGAAUGUAUGCCGACUACCUGUCCAGUGAUAGCAGGCGAGAUGCUGUUGUGCGAGACUUGGAUUCCAAGAUGAGUGCGAGUGUUGAUGUCUCGAACAGUGCAUUCCUUCUCAUGGCUUCAUCCAUCUACUACCAAGAACAGAACUUUGAUUCUGCACUCAGAACACUGCACCAGUCAGACAACCUGGAAUGCAUUGCUCUUACUGUGCAGAUCCUGCUGAAACUGGAUCGAGUUGACCUGGCAAAGAAGGAGCUGAAGCGUAUGCAGGAACUGGAUGAGGACAGCAUCCUUACCCAGCUGGCACAGGCCUGGUUUAACAUCUCUGUUGGAGGAGACAAGUACCAGGAUGCCUACUACAUCUUCCAGGAGAUGAGUGACAAGCAUGCAUCCACCCCGCUGCUCCUCAAUGGUCAGGCGGUGUGCUACAUGGCCCAGAGCAGGCUUGAUGAUGCUGAGUCGGUGUUGCAGGAGGCAAUGGACAAGGACAGCAACAACCCGGAGACCCUGGUCAACAUGAUCCUCCUCACACAGCACAUGGGGAAGGCCCCUGAGGUGAGCAAUCGUUACGUGUCGCAACUGAAGGACUCCCAUCGAAGCCACCCAUUUGUCCGAGAUUAUCUCCUCAAGGAGAGUGAGUUUGACCGGAUAUCUCGUAACUAUGCUCCCUCUGUCAUGGCUUGAUCAAACAUCUUUUAUUAGGGAAUGAGGUAUGGUAGAAGCUUGUUGAUACCAUCCAUCAUCUCAGCUGUCUGUGUCUGCAGGCAUUGGACAUUACAACAAAAACUCUCUGACUAUUUACGGAAGUAUAGGUUGAUGGAGUGUGUUUUAGUUGAGCCCAUGCAUGUGGCACCAGAUACAGCAGGGGCCACUACUGUACAGUUCUGCUGGAAAGCAUUCAUAGAGGGAAUUUCAUGCAGUCGUGGAACUCAUUUCUUUUCUGUUAUUAACAAACUGCACUCACCAGUGGCCAGGAGUCCCCUGCUGGAAGAUGAGGCUUAUAGACUUGCAGAGCCCAUCUCUCAACGACAGGACAGGGUCAGAUUGGGUUGGACACUGUAUAUUUAUUCUGUCAUAUUAUAAGAUGUAAUAAAAUGUCCACAAUU
Haliotis rufescens (red abalone) is the source of this 1387-nucleotide messenger RNA. Its product is annotated as coatomer subunit epsilon-like. The transcript has 11 exons. The record is from RefSeq and is a predicted model, not a curated record. Gene Ontology annotation, biological process: intra-Golgi vesicle-mediated transport; endoplasmic reticulum to Golgi vesicle-mediated transport; retrograde vesicle-mediated transport, Golgi to endoplasmic reticulum. The coding region runs from base 42 to 965 and encodes 307 amino acids. Gene Ontology annotation, molecular function: protein binding; structural molecule activity. NCBI's taxonomy places the organism in Eukaryota, Metazoa, Mollusca, Gastropoda, Lepetellida, Haliotidae. Gene Ontology annotation, cellular component: COPI vesicle coat.